Messenger RNA from Lycium ferocissimum, 1486 nucleotides. RefSeq names its product transcription factor MYB119-like. NCBI's taxonomy places the organism in Eukaryota, Viridiplantae, Streptophyta, Magnoliopsida, Solanales, Solanaceae. Gene Ontology annotation, molecular function: RNA polymerase II cis-regulatory region sequence-specific DNA binding; DNA-binding transcription factor activity, RNA polymerase II-specific. Gene Ontology annotation, biological process: regulation of DNA-templated transcription. The transcript is spliced from 3 exons. Gene Ontology annotation, cellular component: nucleus. Bases 1 to 1404 code for a protein of 467 amino acids. The record is from RefSeq and is a predicted model, not a curated record.
AUGGAAGGAGAAAGUGCUUUUCAUCCCUAUCAAGAUUUACCAAAAAAUCAUCCUCCAUUAACAGCUAUAGAUAGGUUUUUGUUGAGUCAUGAAAAUUAUUUUCCUCAAAGAAAUAGUAACGAAAGAACUUUUCAUGAAAAUGGAUUUUGUGAAUUUUCUCAUUUUCUUGGUGCAAAUGAAAGUAGCAGUAUUAGUAGUACCCAUGCAAAUGGGAUUUCUUGGCCAAAUCUGCCAGAGCAAAGUUUUAUGGAAGGGUUUUUUAUCAAUGAACAAGAAAAUGGCUUAUUUGGUCAUGAAAAAAAUAAAAAAGUGAGUGGGAAAAAUGCAAAAGAAGGUACCUCAACAACAAACUAUUUGAUCAAGGGUCAGUGGACUGAUGAAGAAGACAGGAAACUACUUAGGUUGGUAAAACAAUUUGGAGUAAGAAAAUGGGCACAAAUUGCUGAGAAAAUGGAAGCAAGAGCAGGAAAACAGUGUAGAGAGAGAUGGCAUAAUCAUCUACGUCCAGAUAUCAAGAAAGAUACAUGGAGUGAAGAAGAAGAGUUGUUGUUAGUGGAAUCACACAAGCAACUUGGAAACAAAUGGGCAGAAAUUGCAAAGAGAAUUCCUGGAAGGACUGAAAAUGCAAUCAAGAAUCACUGGAAUGCCACCAAAAGAAGACAAAAUUCAAGGAGAAAUAAGAAUAGAAAAAAUCAACAAGCUGAUGGCCAAUGUGAACGGAAAUCAUAUCGCCCCACCGUUCUACAAGAUUAUAUUAGAAGCAAGUACUUCAUGAAUGACGAUAAUUCUCACCCCACCACCACCUUAUUUUACGGUUGCGGUGUCAAUAAUGGUGGUGGAGGUUGCAGUUCCACCGUCACCACGGUCACUGCAAGUCAAAGUACCACCACCAAUGCCUCCCCACCAUAUUCUGACGAUGAUUCUCCGUCUUUGAUCACUCAUCAAACAUAUGAUGAAGAAAUGAACUUCAUGCAAAGUUUAUUCGGAAAUAAUAAUAUUAAUGGUACUAAAGCCAUUGACUCCAUGGAGACUAAAGUGACUCAGGAUCUUUUCGACAAGAAUUCAUCGAGCUCUUCUACUGCCUUGAAUUCCUUUGGUGAAAAUCCGCUGACUAUGUGUAACGUUGAGAGUUACACUACAACAAAAAGGGUCACGAACGAGGUUAGGAAUUACAUGCCUGAUUAUUCUCAGCAUUAUCCUCAUGACCUUUAUCUGUCGUACCUUCUAGAUGGUUCUUUGGUGCCUAAUUAUCCAGAGUGCUUCGGAUGUGGAAGUAUGAAUAAUACAGGGAUGCAGAUGAAUCAUCAAGGUUCUUUUGGAGGAAACAAUGAAGUUGAUUCGAUGGAGAUGGUUUCAAAUUCUCAGUUCUCUCAAGGAAGCCCAUUUAACAAAACCUUAUUUUGAUUUGAUUAAUGUUACAUUGUACGUAGAAAUGGGAGAUUUACUAUAAAAGUUAUCGUGGGAUAGUACUGUUAUAUACUGUUUU